Messenger RNA from Cuscuta epithymum, 6655 nucleotides. The record is from the annotation of a GenBank genome assembly. Lineage: Eukaryota; Viridiplantae; Streptophyta; Magnoliopsida; Solanales; Convolvulaceae.
CCGACUAGCAGCCCAAAAAGAGAAAAAGAUGAGCCGAGUUUUAAUCCCGAGAAAAGGAGCCGCAGGAGGAACUUCCAUUCCAUUCAUUCUUAAUGUUCGUCACUUAGCCGCAGUAGCAUAGCUUUUCCAUUCUUAGUUCGUAGUCAGUCAGCAGCACCAGUGGAUAUUCUCCUCUAAGCACUUGGACGCAGCAGCAAACCAGAAGACAACAGUAGAUUUUCUUCUCUUUAUUUAGUAGCAAUUAGCCGCAGCAGUAAUCCAUAACCAAGGAACUUCACUUUGCUUUCAAUUUCUUCUAAUCUAAGUUAGAUUCUCAGCAAGUAUUGUAAGUUUAGUUAUUUACAGCAUUAGUUCUUCAAUUUUGACUGAAUUUCGAAUUUCUUUGUUUCCAAUUAGCAAUUUCAGAUUUUCCCAUCAAUUACUCAUAAUUCACUUUUUAUUUCUAGAUGCUUAUCAUGUUUAUCAAUGUUAUUGCAAUGUUGGUUUUAAGUAUGAGUAGCUAAUUCCAUAAAGGGUUUGAAUUGGGGCUAGGGUUCAUGGGUUCUUGAGGUGUGGAUUUAGUUUUUGAAAUUCAAUUAAUCUUCUGGAAAAUUUGUAUAAGAUUAAUCAUAAUUGUCUAUAUGAAUUUGAUCACCUCAUAUAUGAAUUUCUGGAUUUAAUUCAAUUCUUGUCUAUGAGAAAUUGAGUUAAAUUAGCUCAGGUCUUAUACAAGCAAUCUGAUCUUAGAAAUAAGUUAGGAUUGUGAAAAUUUGAUUUAAUUCUUGUCUAUGAGAAUUUAUUUCAUUUUCUUUCCAGGAACAAUUGAAAAUUAAUUUACUUAAUUCUAAUCCCGAAAGAACACCCAGAACCCGAACCAUCCAAUUUGAACCCUGUUUUAAUAUCCUGAAUCAAUUUAAUUUAAUUUUUUUCUCUAUUUAAUUUUGCACUCACUAUUAGUUAGUUUUAUUUUUAAACCACUCAAAAAAUAUUUAUUCGGAAAGAUUACCAUGACUUGUGCUAGCCUGUGAUCACGGACUGUAUUUAAAACUUCCUUUUUGCCACUCCUUGAGAGACGAUACUCGUGGUCUGGUUAUUCUUCGGAUUAGCCAACUACGUUUUACUCACUAAAAAAAUACACCGAUCAAAUGGCGCCGUUGCCGGGGAGUGGCACUGUUGUUUGUUAAGUACUUUUCUGUGGAAUAGGUAAAAGCAAGUCGGUGAGACUUUCUAUUUUUUUUCUGUUAUUUGUUUGUCGUUUUUGGUGUUCUUUGCACGUGAACUAAGCUGCAGGAACCAGUGUAUGCGCACUCGCUCCUCGGGGGAACAAGAUUUAAUUGCAGGUUAUUCUGAUCCUGAGCGCUUAUUCUGAGGACGAGCUAAAAGGAGAUUGCUAGAACACUUGGACAAGAUGGCUGAUCAGACAACUCUGGAGACGUUGACGCCUAAUUAUGUGGCGAGAAAUAGCAUUGGUGCACCCACCAUUGAGGCCAACAAUUUUGAAAUCAAGCCGGCCAUGAUUCAGAUGCUUGCUAAUAAUCCAUUCUGUGGAUACGCCCAUGAAGAUCCAAUGGAGCAUAUUGAGAGCUUUAUUCAGACUUGUGCCACGUUCAAAUAUAAUGGAGUGUCCAGCGAAGCAGUCAGGUUGACUUUAUUCCCGUUCUCGUUGAAAGACAAAGCUUCACGGUGGCUCCGUAGCUUUCCAAACGGGCAUUUUGAUACAUGGGAGAAGCUUCAUCAGGCAUUUAUGCAGGAGUAUUUUCCUCCCUCUGCCGCUAUCAAAGUUCAGACAGAAAUCCUUAAUUUCACUCAAGCUCCGACCGAAUCUUUCAGUGAAGCAUGGGAUAGGCUGAAGACGUUAAAAAGAAAGUGCCCUGAAACAUUCAUGAAUGCAGCCACAAUUAUGUGCAGAUUUUAUAAUGGUCUUCGGUUGGAGUAUAUGAGAGAACUCGAUCGGGCAUCUCAAGGGGGUAUGUUUCUGAAAUUAUCCCCACAGGCAGAAGAGCAGAUAAUUGAGAACCUGGCCUCAAAUGAUAAGUAUUGGUAUGCGGGUAAAGAGAGAGCUCAAAAUCCACCCGGUUUGCUUAAUCUGGACCCCAUCACUGCACUCACCGCGAAGAUAGAAGGACUGGUUGUGGACGUGAAAGACUUGAAGGCACAGACUUCUCAACAGGAGCAGGUCCAUAAUAUUGGAGCAUAUCAACCCUCUUAUCCUAUGUAUUCUGCCCCACUCCCUGUUCGAGCAAGCUAUCCAAGCCCAACCGGCCAAGAACUCGCUUUAUCUUGCGAGAUGUGCAUGGGAGCUCACCUCACUCACACAUGUCCUCUUUAUGCUCAGAAUCAGGCAUCACCAGUGGUCCAGAACGUCAAUUUCAUGGAAUAUGGUCAAGGCCAGAGAGGAGGUGGACAAUUUUUCAACAAUCAAGGUCAGAGGGGAAACUUUCAGCAAGGAGGAGGCUCGUGGAGGCCUAAAAAUCAGAAUCAAGUGCAGCAGAAUGCCCCCAAUUACCAAGCAAAUUUCCAGAAUAGGGGCAAUUCAAAUCAGCCCGCUUAUAUCCCGCCUCAUCAAAGACAACUUGAGCAGCCUCCUGUAAAUGUAGCGUUAGAGAAAACAGUGGCUGAAUUAGCCAAAAACCAAGCGGAGAUGCACCAGCGUUUUAGCAACCUUGAAGCUCUUAUCCGCCAUCUUGGCUCAAGUGCUUCAAGGGAACCGGGCAGCCUUCCGAGUUCAACAGAACCCAAUCCAAGGGAGCAAGUGCAGGCAGUUACACUACGCAGCGGGAGAACCCUUAAAGAAGAUGAUAUUCUGCCAGUACCUCAACAAAAAGAGGACCAGCAACCUCAAGGCUCGGAUUCCCAGAAGGUUGAAGAAGAACGAGUGGAUGCUCCCUGUUCAGCCAAGAGUGAAGAAGCUCAGAAGAAAGAGGAGAGUAAGAAGACUCCACCCCUUCCAUUCCCUACACGGGUAAAGAAGAGCAACGAUAACACAAACUUGAUUAGAUUUAUGGAGCAUCUGAAGCAGCUCCAUAUCAAUAUGCCAUUCAUGGAGGCUUUGACAGAGAUGCCGAGGUAUGCAAAAUUUAUGAAGGACCUCCUCACGAAAAAGAGGAGGUGGGAAGAGCCAGAAGUUGUGGAUCUCAAUGCAGAAUGUUCAGCAGUUGUUCUGAAGACCAUGCCUCCGAAACAAAAAGAUCCAGGGAGUUUUCUUGUACCUUGUUCUAUUGAAAACUUUAAGUUUAAUAAUGCUUUAGCUGAUUUAGGAGCGAGCAUCAAUUUGAUGCCUUCCUCUGUGGUCAUGAAACUUGGCUUGGGUGUACUUAAGCCCACUCGUAUGAGCCUCCAGCUAGCGGACCGAUCAGUGAAAUACCCGAAAGGAAUUCUAGAGGAUGUAUUAGUACGGGUGGAAAAGUUCAUAUUCCCUGUUGAUUUUGUUGUCAUGGACAUGGAGGAAGAUCGUGAGACUCCACUUAUUUUAGGGAGGCCCUUUCUGGCUACUGCUAGGGCCCUUGUUGAUGUUGCUGAUGGUUCACUUUCUCUGAGAGUUGGGGACGAUGUGUGUACAUUUAAACUCUCAGAUGUGAUGAGUAAGGCCUCAGACUCCGCUGAAUCAUGCCAUUAUCUUGACAUGUUUGAGUCAGUGGAGGGGUAUUUAUUUGGAGGCGAUAGUGAUAUUACCCCACCCGUUAGUGAGACUCAUUAUGUGGGGGAUGUAGUCGCUGAAAAUGAAGAAGAAAUGACUGUUGAUUGCGAGCAGGUGAUUAGGGAUGAUGUUUUCCCUGAGUUGCUUACUGAGUUUGAGGAGCAGCCCACUGAUAAGGUUACUCCUGAACUCAAACCGCUCCUUAGUCACCUGGAGUAUGCAUUUUUGGACACAGAAGGCCAACAAAUUGUCAUCAUUUCAGCUCAGUUAGAGUCGGGACAGAAGGAAAAAUUGUUGGAUGUCCUUAGGUGCCACGAACAGGUCAUUGCUCGUAAGCUUGAGGAUCUUCGUGGGAUUAGCCCAACCUUCUGUACCCACAAAAUUAAGUGUGAGGAGGGGUAUAAACCAGUUGUUCAACCGCAACGACGCUUACUCCCUCAGAAGGGAAUUUGGAUUUCUUUGGACGACCAGGAGGUCUCUUCAAAAAAAUUGGAGACUUGCACACAAUGUUAAAGACACUUUCUGGAAUUGACCAUGACUUUUGAUCUCGUAUUGGAUGCAUGGUACUACUCCAUGUAGACAGCUACGCAUCACAAGAAUAAUACAGAAUUAACCGCAGGGAUUCAGAAUUCAUUUGUUAGCACCAAACUGAAAUCCAGUUAUCAAAGCUAGGUCUUAUUUCUUCAUUCUAACCACUCUCUUGCCUAUUUGAAGCUCAAUUUCAGUCUUAAUAAUAUUUUCUUCCAAAGGUGUAACAUUAUUUCCCUUCAGCAUCCAUAUCAGUUGUACAUUUAUCCAUUUCAUAUUUCCUACAUCUAACAUGUCCCCAAAACGAUCUCCCUAAAUUCUUUUAAUUCUUCUUUAGUCAUUACACUCCUAAUACUCUCCACAACCUUGAUUAGAUUGUAGAAAUAAUUAAGUCUCAGGUCGUAUUUUCCCUCUACAAUUUCCGAGUUACAGAAACACUUGUAUGCCUAUUACCCUACAUAAUUACGGGUAAGCAUUUUAUGUCACAACAUUAGCUACUUCAAAUGAAUUAAAUUCAACAAAGCUGGACAGUAAGUCAAUGUAAUGUAUAACGCCUCAAUUGAGCACCAUUUUAUGCCCAAUUCAGGUUUCAAUUAGUACAACAUAAACAACUGCUGCCCUGAGAAUACACCUUAAGCUUUAUUUAAACAAAUUAAAAUAUAUUAAGUUAGUUUGAACACAACAAACACCCCCCUUUAUUGUAAUGGCAAAGGCUUAUAUAGUAAUCUCAUAAGCUCAUAGUCAUCAACAACCACAUAUGCGACCAAUUCAGUCACAAGUUCUAGGAUUAGACAUAUAGUCAAUUGUCCGUAAAUAAGUGCAAUGACUCGCUAAUCUCAAAUUGGGCAACUUAAAGUCUAUAAUGACCGAAUUGAUAUUCUUGUUGCCCACCUCAAUAAACUCCUGCCUCCUGCUAAUAAAAAAACAAAACACAGCCCACAUUUCGGGGUGAAACAGCCAUUGUUUGUCUGAAAAGAACCAAACAUGAACCAUAAGUAAAAACUAGAAAUAUUUUGCAUGUGUUGACGUAAAAAGUCAAAGAGCUUAGAUAUGGAAUACUAUCUGACAAUCACAUUAACCUUAUUCAGUGACUCGACGCAAUUAGAGGUAAGCACACUAAAUCUUCGUGGACCAGCCAUACACCUAGCCCAUUUGUGACUCCCAAUCUUAUCUAAUCACGGACGAAUCCUGACAUUAUCAGAAUCUAACAUAGCUAGAUAUUCUUCAUAUUCAGAAACAGUGGGAGCCAUAUAAGUAGCCUUAAACUUCCACCCAAGCCCAUCACCAGAAUCUCUGAGUUUAUGAAUAAGAUUAUGUCUAAGGUGUUUCACACAGAAACCAUGAAUAGCAUAUGGAAAUAUAUAAGUCAUGAUGGAAUUUAAUAGUAUCAUGCAACUUCAUCAAAAACCCAUUUCCAAAACAGGCAAAGGAACAAUGUGCCUAUUUGCAUAUUGACCACACAUUGUUAGCAACGUUCCUUUGUAGUAAGCUUUCAUAAAUGACCCAUCCACGAUUAGCAUAGGUCUACAAAACUUCCAAGAAUCAGUCCAUGGUGCAAGAGAGAGAGAAACGAAUGAAACGUGUCAUCACCACCUCUAAUAAGACUUAUUGAAGAUUUAGGGUUUGAACUGUCAAGAAUCUGAGCCAUUUGUUAAAUGUUUGUAUGAAUCUGCAUCUGAGCCAAACUGUUUUUCCAUAGAGGUUCUUUGCGCUUCCCAAGCUUUCUUAUAUGACAUUGAAGUUCCAAAUUGCAAAGCCAUAUCAGUUUGUAAUUGUUUGGGGUUAUAGGAGUUUUUUGAAGCAUCUAGAUAUUUGUACGCAACCAUAUUUGCAAUGAUAUCUGUUGUAGCUUGCAUGUGAUAACCUUGUCCGUAAUCAACAGAGCAAGGAUGUUCAAGAUGAAUCCUGGAAUGCAUCACAAAGAAUACUGACAUCAAACAAACAUGGCCCUUGAACUAAACUUAUGGCAAUAAAUGACAAAUAUAUAAGGGCAAAGUAAUUAAAUUCGUGAAUACCUUCUAAUCUGAAACAUAUUGACUCCAGAUAACCUAACUAUGCGCACAGUCCAUUUGCACUUGUCAUCCUUACAUAUAACAUGAAGGCAAUUUUUCUUUGGUUUAUGGGUUUCAUAUUGAAAACUGUUAUUGAUCGCAUACAUUUUCAAGUGGUGGAUAAAAGAAAGCUUGUCUUUAUUGAUGGCAAGACGAAUCAGGCAAGUAUGAUGAUGAUGUGUAAAGACCUCAACAUUAUGGUGAAGAGAAUAACUUUUAGAGGAAGACAAUUUUGAACUCACAAAAAAAGAUAGCAACUGAGGUUUCUGGAACAUCAGAAAACUCAGAUGAUGAAACAUCAUCAUGUGGUUCAAGGUUGUGCACGUCCUCAUGAUCUGAAACAUGAAUACCAGCUUUAGUACAAGGUUCAGAAAAGGAAGAAGAAGCAUUUGAAUUAUUACAAUGAGGAACUGAGUUGUGAAGGAGCAAGGAAGCAUCAACAACUUCAUUAUUAACAAAC